CAGCGUCGACUAAUCGUCCUGAAUGCUAAGGAAAUGCAGGCUAGCACGUGGGUCAAUUCAGUAGGCGAUCUCUCCCAAAAAUACUUCAUUUCAGUACAUUACUAUUCUCUUUGGUGAUUUAAAACAAAUAUUCUAGUGGGUGAAAAGUCGAUUUUACCACUAAGCUGGCUAUCAAGCUUUCUAAUGGCGGACAAUGGCGAUAAUGACUCCCAGCACAGAGUGAAUGAGGGUGACUACGUAGUACUGAAACGGGGAGACAUCUACAAAGCUGUGCAGAUUCAAAAGAAAAAGAAAACUGUAUUUGAAAAGCAGUGGUUCUUCCUGGACAAUGCAGUGGGGGAGUUGUAUGGGACCACCUUUGAAGUUGUGACUGGUGGAACACUGCAGCCACGGAAACCUAAACUCGUUGAGAGCUCUGCAGAUGCCAAGGAAGCAGGAACAGACAACAGGAACAUUCUGGACGAUGGAAAAUCACAGAAACUCACCAGAGACGAUAUUGAGACCCUCAAAGAGCAAGGUCUGAAGGGACAGGAAAUAGUCCAGCAGCUGAUAGAGAACAGUACAACAUUCAGGGACAAGACUGAGUUUGCACAGGAGAAAUACAUCAAGAAAAAAAAGAAAAAGUAUGAGAACAGUGUGAUGGUUCUAAGGCCCUCCUGUCGUGUCAUGGCUAUGAUGUACCACGGCAGAGAACCAGGGAAGAUAUGCCACCUGCGGUAUGACACCCUUGCCCAGAUGCUGACUCUGGGGAAUAUCCAUGCAGGCAGUAAGGUGCUGGUGUUUGAGACCUGUGCUGGACUGGUGCUGGGGGCUGUCAUGGAGAGGAUGGGAGGCUAUGGGUCAGUGGUGCAGAUGUACCCAGGAGGAGGUCCUGUGAGGGCGGGGAUGGAGAGCUUUGGGUUCCCGUCCCACUUCCACGACACGCUCCAUGAGUUCCCCAUCUGUCACGUCAACGCACUGCUGGCGGGGGCACUGGACACAGAGGCCAAAAACAUAGACGCAGAUUCCGGACAGGCCAAUGGGGACAAGUCCAACCUGACCCAGACUGGCCCAGAGAAGGCAGAAAGCAAGGAGUGUAGCGCAGACACGGAGGACCAAUGCAUGGAGACUAGUACCAGUACAGACCCUGCCGCGGACAAGGAGAGAGAGGAUAGGGAGAAACUUAGAGAGAUCAGAGGCCAGGAGAGGAAGGUGAAGAUGGAGGAGAAGAGGAAGAAAUUAGCUGCUGCUGCUGCCGUGCUGGAGGGGAGGAAUGCCGACGGGUUGGUGAUUGCCAGUCGGUUCCACCCCUGUCCAGUUCUACUUGGCCUUAUCAAGUUCCUUGCCCCCUCCAGACCCUUUGUCGUGUACUCUCAAUACAAAGAGCCUCUGAUAGAGUGCUAUACAAAGCUCAAGGAACAAGGCGGAGCAGUCAGCCUGCGACUCACCGAUUCCUGGAUCAGACAUUACCAGGUGUUACCUAACAGGACGCACCCCAUGCUGCUGAUGAGUGGGGGUGGGGGCUACCUCCUCUCCGGGACGACCGUUGCUACGGAUACACCGAAGAUGGGUUCAACGAGAGGAGAGGAGCCAGCUGCAAAGAGACUGAAACUCACAGAGACCACAGAGGGAUAACACUUCAAACUUAUUGCGGUCACCCAUUUGUUGUGAAAUUUAUAUCAUUGAUGACAUCAUUUAACUGUACUUGUGGGAUAGAAGGACUGAAAUCUCUCACGCUUCUUAAGAUCAGUUAUAUAAUAAUUUGGCUGUUAUUGAGCCCUGGAGCUGCUUUCCAAAGCUCUUAGCUCCCAAAUGCAGUAUUUCGUUAUCAURACAUUUUUUMGGAAGAAUGUGCCGUGGUGUAAUAAAYCAGCCAUUUGUUUUCGCAGACUCAUCCCGUAACGCAUCUGUGUAUAUGAAUUUCAAUAAAUUACAGUGCUCUAAAGAUACUA
Messenger RNA from Salvelinus sp. IW2-2015, 1931 nucleotides. RefSeq names its product tRNA methyltransferase 6 non-catalytic subunit (gene trmt6). Gene Ontology annotation, biological process: tRNA methylation. Gene Ontology annotation, cellular component: tRNA (m1A) methyltransferase complex; nucleus. Lineage: Eukaryota; Metazoa; Chordata; Actinopteri; Salmoniformes; Salmonidae. The record is from RefSeq and is a predicted model, not a curated record.